Cyphellophora attinorum is the source of this 717-nucleotide messenger RNA. RefSeq lists its product as uncharacterized. Bases 1 to 717 code for a protein of 238 amino acids. NCBI's taxonomy places the organism in Eukaryota, Fungi, Ascomycota, Eurotiomycetes, Chaetothyriales, Cyphellophoraceae. The transcript is spliced from 2 exons. The record is from RefSeq and is a predicted model, not a curated record.
AUGUUUACUACACCUCCAUCCGGUGUCGAGAUCGAGAGCGAGAAUGAGCAGCCAAUACAAGACUCAAGAAGGGCGUACACCUCGGUCGGUAUCAUCAGCAUCGAGACCCAGCAACUGAAGAGACGCUUAACGCGAGGCACUCUCGACAUACCACCCGAUGCCAUCAACCUCCACGGCGCAUCUGCAGAGGAGCAGUAUCGUUACGUUCUAUCCCAACUUGACGACCUUUAUGCACUCUAUGACUCUCGUCAAGAGCGUGCAGAUGCGGAACGGGACAAAAAUCCAGUACAGUGGCCCGUCGAGAGGCGCAACAAUGUCAAGGUGAUCAUGGCGUGCAAAUGCCGUAUAGCUGUCCAAAAGCUGAACUCCAUUACUGGCAAGCGACUCAACUGGCACCGUGGUAAGCCCCAUGUCAGACCUGCAAUGAUUCGAUGCUAUGAUCCCGGCUGUACUGUUGCAGCAGGAUGGCACCAUGAGGCUUGCCUGUCUGAGGAAGAGCGACGGAACAAAGACAACUUUCAUCAUUUCGUAUGCUCUGCAUGCAUUACGCGCCGUCUCUUCGAGGGGUUUGAAGAACUUUAUUCUUCUUCUCUGCGGGAUGACAACUACCAGCGUGUAGUUCGGGCUGUGUGUAUUUGGAGGAGGAAGGAGAAGGCUGACGGUGCCCAGCCCCCACCACCGUCGGCCGUGGAUAGAUUGUGGUCAACAGGGUCAUGA